Ochotona princeps (American pika) is the source of this 1434-nucleotide messenger RNA. RefSeq names its product ANTXR like (gene ANTXRL). The record is from RefSeq and is a predicted model, not a curated record. Gene Ontology annotation, molecular function: signaling receptor activity. The transcript has 17 exons. The coding region runs from base 1 to 1434 and encodes 477 amino acids. Gene Ontology annotation, cellular component: membrane. Lineage: Eukaryota; Metazoa; Chordata; Mammalia; Lagomorpha; Ochotonidae.
AUGGGCAGCCAUAACCCCUGUGCGCCUGGCUUCCCACUUUUCUUUCUGCUGCUGUUACUGCUUCCUCCACUUUUUAGAGCAGGCAGCCACCCAUACCAUCGUCCUGGCUGGAAAAUCUUUAACCGCUUGGGCAUGAAUUCCAGAUUCUUACACCACCGCCGAGGCCCAGGUGGGAAGCAUUGGCGCCAAUCACAUGAGCAGGAGUGCCAGAGAUCUUUCAACCUCUACAUCAUCUUGGACAAAUCAGGCAGCGUGGGCAACAACUGGAUAGACAUUUACAGUUUUGUGGAGGAGUUGGUGAAGAAAUUCCAACGCCCCAACAUGCGGAUGUCUUUCAUUCUGUACUCCGGAGAUGGCGUAACCCUCAUGCCACUCACCUCAGACAGAGAAGAAAUUCGUAAGGGACUAGACAAGCUCCAGCAAGUGAUUCCUGCUGGAGACACAAACAUGCAGGAAGGACUUAAAAGGGCAAAUGAGCAGAUUCAAAGAAUGAACUCUGGAGACCAGAAGACAGCCAGCAUUAUCAUCGCUAUGACAGAUGGGACGUUGCUGCCCGAGGCCUUUGAGUUGUCGAAGAGUGAAGCUGCAAAGGCUCGGCAAAUGGGGGCAACCAUUUACACCGUGGGUGUGAAGGACUAUCAGAAAGACCAGCUGGAGGUCAUCGCAGACAGACCAGAAUAUGCAUUUGGUGUGGACACUGGAUUCAAGGAUCUGAAAGGCAUUGUUAACUCAUUGGGACCAAAAUCCUGCAUUGAAAUUACUUCUGUGGAACCUUCAUCCGUGUGUGUAGGCAACAGUUACCAGGCAACCAUUACUGGACAAGGCUUUCACAAUGCAAAGAGUAAGGAUGAAGUCAUUUGCAGAUUCCAUAUCAACAAGAACAAUAUUGUGGAAGAAAAAGCCAUCAGUAUGGAAGAAAAUAAGAUAAUUUGCCCUGUGCCAGUGACAGAGGAUGCUCAACAAUACAUCUCUCUUGAAGUCAGCCUGACCAACGGCAAAAACUUCAUCGUAAACAAAUUGAACAUGAGCACUAAACACUGUGUGAAAAAAAAGCUAAAGAAUUUACAUCUCAGAGACACAGAACUUAGACCUAAACACCGUAUUUUGCCGAAUCCAUUACCAGUCCAGAAUCUGCUGCCUCAACUGCCUCAACUGCCACAGCCCAGCAACAACAACGUGACUAUUGACGCUCCCAUCUACUUGAUAGUGCUGCUGGCACUGCUGCUGGCCCUGGCACUGCUGUGGUGUUGGUGGCGAUACUGCUGCAGGAGGUGCAAGGAGCCGCCGCCAGUAAAGCAAUCAGAGGACCUCCCACCAUCGUGUCCACCGCCUCCACCCCCACCCCCCAUAAACACCUGCCCCACGGUGAUCGUCUCCUGCUGUGGCUGUGGAUGUGGCAAUGGUGUAGAGACCAAUGCAGGCAAGAGGCUAUGA